Molecule: messenger RNA, 1824 nt
Organism: Paramormyrops kingsleyae
Lineage: Eukaryota; Metazoa; Chordata; Actinopteri; Osteoglossiformes; Mormyridae
Gene: zmynd19
Product: zinc finger, MYND-type containing 19
Cellular component (GO): synapse; membrane; cytoplasm
Source: RefSeq, a predicted model, not a curated record
GUGCGACGAGAAGGGGUGGGGAUCCGUGGUACGGACAGGGAACAAAACCACCCACCCCCAUCCACACGCAGUUGCUCGGUUCGCAAUCGGCUACCGCUUAUAAAGAGAAAAAGAGCCGGAUCUCAGUUAACGGGAGCGAGAGAGCCUUGGUCGCGUGUGAUGCGUGGACUAUCGGGCGAUGGCAGCUCAUUUAACGCGUCUGCCAGGGCGAGCCUCGUUAGCUAAACCAGUUAGCAGUUAAAGGAGCAUAAACACUAACGCAGGCUGGUGCAACGCGGAGGUAGAACAAGAAAAGAUGCGGACGAGCGUUUUAGGUGAUUAUACGGUGCACGAAUUGACCGCGGCGCCGUUUUCCACGCCAGCUUCAGCUGGUCGUUGUUUCGAAAGCCGGGCGCCGCUGGUAACGUGACAUGCCGGCAUGUUGCUGUCAGAGACGCAGACAAGGCGAGAGCGCGGUUCGGCAUUAAUAAUAAACACGGCCGGCGAGGCGCAGACGCCGGCAGAAUGCGCGUCUCAUCACCGCUUCACUUAAUAUUAUUUUCUUUUUGCAGCGGUUUGUUAGCGCUGUCCUGUCUUUGUGGCCGUUUCCCGGACGAGAGCUGUAUUGUCGGGCAGUCUGGGUGGCUUUUUAGCCAGGCCACAUGAAAAAGACACUAGAGGGCAGUUGUCGAAAAGGUGGAAAACAUUUUUAGCCGAGUAGCCCAUUACGUGCUAGUUGGGUUUUGUCUUCCAUUUUAUCCGAAUAUACGUCGGACAGCACCUGGCUAUCGAUGAGUCCGGGAUGCACGAUGAUAAAAUGGGACCCGGUACCCGGAGGACGGCGGUCAGAGGGGGUGUUACUGAAUAGCAGUGCCGUGCAGUGGGUUCAUUUAUGCGGAUGCUGUAUUACACAGGCAUCGUUACUUGUAAGGUGUCACCUUAUUUUAGUAUAUCAGUAACUGAACAGCAGCAAACACUUUGCGGUCUGUUGUUUUCAAUUAACUCGAUUGAGGCCUUUGAUGUUAAUUUGUUUCUUUUGGUAUAUAGCAGACCAUGUACUUGUACUGAAAUGGCCUGAGGUUUUCGUUAAAGUAUGCAGUUUAGUUGUACGUAUUAAUACGAGAGAUGACACAGGUUGCUUCUCCAGAAAUUCAUCCUGAAUGUCCAAGUUUCCUGAAUCUUCAUGAAAUUGGACCAAAUAUACCCUGAUAGAUGAGCAAGACAUACCGCUGGUGGAGAAUUAUGCCUUUGAGGCUCGCAUGGAGGUGGAUGCAGAUGGGAAUGGGGCUAAGAUCUUUGCUUAUGCCUUUGACAUCAGCAAAGGGCGCUGGGCAGGGAGGCCGCUCCAUGAGCUCCUCUGGGAGAAGCAUGUGGGUGGCAUCGCACCAAACUUCCAGGUGGUCCACAUCAAUUCUGUUACUGUGGACAACCGUUUGGACAACCUGUGCCUGGUGCCGGUGGGCGGGAGCCCUAAACCUGAGGAGCUGUCCAGCAAACAGAGAGAGCAGUCCUUGUACUGGCUGGCUAUCCAGCAGGUGCCGGCCGACCCGGUGGAGGAGCAGUACCUGGAGAUGAGCCGCACACGCUACUUCAACGCCAACGGGGAGCUGGUGGAGGAGGAGGAGUGCUCCUGUACCUACUACGAGUGUCACUACCCUCCCUGCUCCCUGAUCGAGAGGAGGCUCCGAGAGUUCAACAUCUGUGGACGAUGCCAGGUGGCUCGUUACUGCGGCUCCCAGUGCCAGCAGAGGGACUGGCCGGCCCACAAGAAGCAAUGCCGUGAGCGGAAGAAGGGCCUGGUGAACGAGUCGGAGCCAGAACGAUGAUCUUUGGACCAAGGAUGGG